AUGCGACCGGAAUUGCAUACCAUUGUGUAUCAAACAGUGCUGGACUCGGCACCCUUUGAGGGUGAGACAAACAAAUCUGGGACUGGGCAGAACGAAGAUGACGACUCGACUUCGUAUACUAGCACUACUGAUUUGUCGGCUUCCGAGAGCGAGAGUGACUCAUCAGAUGAGGAGGAAGAAGAGGAAGAUGAAAGCAGUGAAGAUGAAGAUGUGAAGAAUGAUAAGAAACUCAUAAAAGCCCAACCAAGCAGUGGUAGAGGCGACCAAAAGGCUGACUCCGACGAGGAUACGGAUUCGCGAGAUGAAAGCUCGAGUGAGAUAGAUUCAGAGGAAGACGAUGAAAGCGAGGAAUCCUCUGAAUGUGAUGAUAUUUUCAGGAAACCAAUCAGAAUGGAAUCUCCAAUUCGUUCCCCUCCUACUGGGGUGAAGCGUCGAGCAGUUGCCGCUCGAGUGAAUAUACCUGCUCGAUACGGAGAAUCGGAUGCAUAA
Haemonchus placei is the source of this 489-nucleotide messenger RNA. The record is from the annotation of a GenBank genome assembly. Lineage: Eukaryota; Metazoa; Nematoda; Chromadorea; Rhabditida; Trichostrongylidae.